This is a messenger RNA of Oncorhynchus keta (chum salmon), 9148 nucleotides long. RefSeq names its product zinc finger protein 704-like. The coding region runs from base 1062 to 2651 and encodes 529 amino acids. Gene Ontology annotation, biological process: regulation of transcription by RNA polymerase II. Lineage: Eukaryota; Metazoa; Chordata; Actinopteri; Salmoniformes; Salmonidae. Gene Ontology annotation, molecular function: DNA-binding transcription factor activity; RNA polymerase II cis-regulatory region sequence-specific DNA binding. The transcript is spliced from 9 exons. Gene Ontology annotation, cellular component: nucleus. The record is from RefSeq and is a predicted model, not a curated record.
GCAUGGUGCAUCAUUCAGGAACAUACAUAUAUUUUCCAUACGAAUUAUGUUAACAUUUUUGUUAACAUAGUUUUCAUCGGGAAGGCUUAUAAAUCGUUUUAGCAAGAGAGCAAUACUUUUUGCAUGGUAAAACAGAUUCCUACUCAUUACUCCACGUGCUUAAUCAAGCCUGGGCUACGUCAGCUUUGUUUUGAGCGACUUUUACGUGGGUUUUGAAGGGGCAUCUGGAUCACGCCCAGGAGAUAGCCCGGUUCCAAAACGAAUGCAAUCACUUUUCACCCGGUUUAAACUCAUUCGCUGGGGUAACCCGGGCAGAUAAUCGAAUCUCUUCACUGACAGAAAAAUGUGCGUAGCCCAGUGGAGGCGUGUGCUGGGUCGACCAAUGGGAGCUCGAGUCAACCGCGAGGCCGCACAUGUUAACAGGCAGCAAUCCGCCGGUAGAGGCGCUGGCUCUUGGCAGUCGGCUACGGACUGGAGUUUCUAGAAUAUGGAUCCGGAGUUACUGUACGCGGCUAUUUCAGCAAAUUUCACCCUGUCAGACGGCAAACCGGUGUAAAAUAUGUGUGUGAAACUUAAAUAAUUUGUUCAUGUAGAUCACAAUUAAUAUCUUUGUUUGUGUAUUGGCGAAGCUCUUUUGUUCGGAUGAAAAUGUACUGUACAAAUGUCAUUGUCGGUCCUUAAAUACAUUUCCGUGUUUUUGUGCUCUCUUACGAGUUUAGAGGGAACAGUCAGGAAAACAAACAGGUCGAACCAAGAAAUAUCAGUAACCGGUCUGUUGAAGAGGUUAUUUCACGGGGAAUGGCUUGUUUUCAUGCAUUUGUUAAUCCAUGCAUGUAGCUUUUUCUACACAUAUUCGUGCUUUCGAAUAUCGUUCGUUUUGACCCGUGCUAGCAGCAGAGUAUGUUGCCGCUUUCUAACAUUUGGUUAGGGUUUAUGGAGCACGUAGUCUAUCCGCUGCGGUGUUGUGUUUUUCAUGUCAGUGUUUAUCAAUUCUAACUCGACGUCCAUAGAUAGACAUUGACCACAUUCCGCUUUAAAUUCGGUGCUAUAAAUUGAUCGCUAUGCAUACGAGGCGUUUGGUGAAACGUUCAAUCCUGGGGAGCCGGGUGUAUGCGCCGAGUCCGACUGGGGACGGGGCUCCGUUGACAGGACUGGUACAGGCUGUCAAGCAGGAAAACAGAGACGUUUCAACCGGACCUCGGCGUAACGUCUACACGGUACUAAUGCAAGACGGAAGCCUGAAAGAAUUCUCCGAGGACGAGAUAGCCGUGGGCUUCAACCAAACGACGGCGAAAGGACCGCUCAAAUCCAGCUUGAAGAGCUCCAGUAACGGCCGGGGGGACGGGACUCCACACCAGGGCCAGAACGGGGAGGCCAACUCCCUGAGCCCAGAUGCGGUGGAGGGGGAGCGGGCAGUGGAUGGCAGGAGGACAGGGCGCACCUUGGAGGGUCCUGAGAGGGACCACACCCGCUCUGUCUCCCUGCUGGACCAGAAACGUAAGGUGGUGUCAUCCAGCAUCGAUGUGCCCCAUGCCAGGAAGUCAGAGGAGGAAGUGGACAUGGACAAGGUGACAGCUGCCAUGGUUCUGACCAGCCUGUCCAGCAGUCCACUGGUCAGGAGCCCCCCAGUCAAAGUCAGCGAGGGUCUGAAUGGCUCGUGGAAGGAGAGUUGUGGGGGCUUCACCCCCUCCAGUUACAGCAGUAGUGGCUAUUGGAGCUGGAGCGGCCCUAGUGACCAGUCCAACCCGUCCACCCCCUCCCCACCGCUAUCUGCAGACAGCUUCAAGCCCUUCCGCAUGUCCAGCGUCAACGGCCCGCCCCCCGACGACGCCAUCGACGAACAGGAUGGCAGCAGCCUGCUCUUCGACGAGCCAAUCCCACGCAAGCGCAAGAACUCCAUGAAGGUGAUGUUUAAGUGUCUGUGGAAGAACUGUGGGAAGGUUCUGAGCACGGCUGCUGGGAUACAGAGACACAUCCGGACCGUUCACCUGGGGCGUAACUGUGACUCUGACUGCAGUGACGGAGAGGAGGAUUUCUACUACUCUGAGAUUAAACUCAACACCGACUCAGUCGCUGACGGUCUGAGCAGCCUGUCCCCCGUCUCCCCCUCCGUACUGUCCCCCAUCUCUCCCCCCCAUGACCACCACAGACGACCCCCUGCAGAGGGCAGCAACGGGACCAAUGGGAACAAGGAUAGUCACAGCCACACCCACUCCAACAGCACGCCCCUCAGUCGCUCUGCCCCCAGCGCCCUCUACCUCAUCCACGCAGAGCACGCUUACCAGGCCACAGCUCCAGUCACCAUCCCCUUCUCUGGCUCUGCUGCCUCAGGCUCUGCUGCCUCAGGCUCUGCUGCCUCCACCUCCUUCACCCCCAGCAGCAGCUCGACCUUCAGUAUCUCCUGGCAGUCACCUCCUGUCACCUUCACUGGCACUGCUGCAUCUCCCACCCACAGUCGGACACAGAGCUUUGGGGAGCAGCGGUCUCAGACAAUGGCAGUCCUCUCCUCCCCUCCCAGAGCCACUGGCUUACUCAGCCGUAAGUCCCGUGGCGAGGGUAAGAAGUGUCGUAAAGUGUACGGAAUGGAGAACAGGGACAUGUGGUGCACUGCCUGCCGAUGGAAGAAAGCCUGCCAGAGAUUUACCGACUGAACCAACCAAGUAACCGACCAACCGUGAGGGUUCCCCGUGGGAACCAGGGGUGUUGCUUUCUGUUCCCGUCCUACGCAUGCGUUGUCACACCCUUCUACAGUCCUGGUCCACUCCACCCCAACCAUAACCCGACCCCUCCUGACCCACCACCCCAGCAGGACCAAGGGGGUGGAGCCUCCUACUGUUCUGAGUAUAUCCCAAGCUAACUCCAGCUCCCUCCCAAGACUUCCAACCGGGGAACAAAAAUAACCUCGGACCUAAUUGUCAGGUCAGCCAUGAAGGGACCAGAAAAGAGGCACAUUUUGUUCCAGAACGUCUCAGUAUUUUUUUAAAUUGAGAAUGGGCUUUUUUUUUGCUUUGAGAGAAGGUCAAAAUAAAAAGAGAACAGGGAAAAUCAUUGUUUCCCAUGUAGACUCCUUCUUUCCCCACUGGCCUGCUUCUUCUACUGGGUGCUCUGGAUCUCUACAACCACAGGCCCCCUCUCUUCCCGUCCUCACCCCAGGGAAUGUAUCUUGUGUUCUGGACUCGGCAGGGGGAAGAGGGAGGGGUGGAUAGCACCCCCUAGUGGGGUUAAAUGGAUCAAUGCAACAACAGCAAAAAUACAAAUACACAUUCGGGGUGCAGAACAGACCAACCUUGCCAGCAGCAAUGAGCCCUACACCCCAACACUGCAUCACAACCGCAACACAGGACCACACAGUUUUCUAUCUACAUUUUAUAUAUAUAUAUCCAGUUGACUGAAGCUAAAAAGGGUCAUUUUCUUUCAGGGAGUGUUGAUCAAAAGAAAGGAAACAUUUCAAUAGUUAUUUACAGCGAGGGUUUUGGUCACAUGAUAUUUACUUGCAACCAAAAAGUUUAUUUUUUAUUAUUUUUUAGGUGCCAUUUUCCCUAAUGUUGUUAUUUCUCUGUAUCUAUUCUUCUUGGUGUAUUGAAAGCACAAAAAGGACUGUUUUUGCUCACUAAGAACUCAAAACAUUACACCCCUCUCACACACUUUGGGGCAAAACAAUCAACCGACUUAAAAUGGGUCUGCAUACAAGUUCUCCUCUUCUUCCAUCCGGAGUUAGUUCGUAUUUCUAACGGUUUGUUUACGGGCGCCAGACUUUACCAAAGCCCGUAGGUCCCCUACAAGAUGGAGGGUAUCCGCUCAAUUUUCCCUUUCCUUUCCAAUACCAAAAGUGGAGCAAGAACUUUUAUUGUCUGUGUGUGACGUGAAUGAACACUUGUAAAGGCAGUAUGUGGCAGUUCCUGUUGGGUCGGGGUGAACAUCUCACUCUCUCUCACCCUACUCACUCUUGUGUUGACCUUCCAGGUCUGAGAGAAUAUUGGUGACGUAAGCAUGGUAACAUCACCUGUACCAUACUGUGACCGGUCCAGCCUAGACCUCCUUGUUGGAAAACGGGAAGCUUUUUGGGAGAUUUCUUUAACUCGGCACACUGCACUCACUCCAGCUCGGCCAGCACAUCACUCUAUGGGCUUCAUAAGUAGUAAAAAAGUGUGUGAUUGAUGGGUGGCAGAGGCCGGUCCACUGGUGCAGCUACCUGAUUGGUUAUGUGGACCUGGCUGUCCCCACCCACUCCACUUCCUCCUGAUGAGACUGGCCACCUGGUUGGCUUGGACGCGGAGGUUGACUCGCUUUGAAAGGGACAUUACUGUACGUGGUAGAUUAUGAACUCUUCUGGAAUCACUCUGUUGUCACCUAGCUAGUUCUCUGUCUGUUAGCUCAGACACUCUGGCUGUUCUAAGGCUGCGCACCGCAAGCCUUCUUCCAAAGUGUGGACUUGCACAUUUCCACUCAUGGAUUUAACAAUGGUGUGAACUCUCUCCUGACAGUUUUUUACACCAAUCCUAUGCUUUUAAAUCCAUGAAUGGGAGUAUGCACAUUUCGGGACACACCCAGAAACUCUUAUAUGAAGGUCAAUAUACCAAGGUCAAAGAAGUACACACAAAGAAAGAAGUCAACACACAGUCCAACACCAGCUAUAUAAACACACUAGUAAACCCACUCUGUUCACAACCCAGCUUCCUCCAUACCUCCUCCAGGAUUAUAUAGCCUUUAUUUCUCUCAACCCUUUUCUAUUUUAGUCUUUUUAUCAGAAUGUUUAAGUAGAUGGAGCUCUGAUUUGACUGUUUAUUAAGUUAAAUGUUAUCCACUUUAAAAAUCUAUCCUCCACCCAGUGGACGAGUUCAGUAUAACGCCAAGAAGGGUGACCAUAGUUUAAGUGUUGUAUCAUUCCUUCAAGUGUAGGCUAAACCAAUGUUGUCCACAUGGUAUGGCCUCGGUCGCACAUUCAAAGUCACUGUGCUUUUAAAUCAUGUCAUUGGAGUUUCUGCAAGAUUAAACUAUAUUUAGAUCAGUGAUGGGCACCUGGUGGCCCACUGCCCCCUUUCUGAAGGCCCUCGGAUACAUUUUUGGGGGAACUCAGUCGAGUCUAAACUUACUGUUGAGAGUUAGAAUAGUAGAAUACACCAGGUUCAAUUUCUCUUGUUAUGUCAGUCACUCAAUUAGCCUAUAUCAGCUAAAAUGUUUAGCGGCCAGUUAUCUAGACUUGUUAUCAUGGUGGAAUUACUGGCCGGUGGCCCCUCCAUUGAUUUUGUUAGUCAGUCUCACUCAGAUAUAUCAUAUUAAAUCCUGCAAACAUUUCUAUCCACCCUAUGGCAAAAUGUCUAGAAUUGCAGGAAAUUAGAUGCAAAACAUCAACAUUUUCUCUCGCCCCAUGGCAAAUGUCUAGAAUAGCACGAAACUCACAUAAAAAAAUGUCUCUCCUCUGUCAAGAAUGUUUUGCUCACGGUGUGGGGGUGUGGAUGUGUGUACGUAGACCCCCCCACGUAGACCCCCACGUAGACCCCCCCACCACCAUCAUCCCUGACCCAGAUGAUCUAAAACUGCCAUUUUAUUAUGUCAACGGAUUGUUGUUUCAAAAAGACUCAUGUACACAUGCUUACGGAGGAACAGAUGGAUCUGUCUGCUCUACUGCUAAAGGAAGACCGUGGUUAUUGUAACCCUGCAGCUCUUAGGAGAAUACUGUCAGCUUGUUUUGUUACAGUAGGUGAACCCCACAACCUAAUACCCAAAUGCUCGCUCUCGCUCUCUCUCUCUCUCUCUCUCUCUCUCCCUGUCUCUCUCACACACACACACACUGUAACCCUCUACAAUAUCUAUCUGCCAGUGUCAUUUAGCAGUUGGAGAAAGACACCUGAUUAAAAACAUUUGUCUUAUUUGCAAUAGCAUUCUCUUCAACCUUAUAAAGUUGUCAUACUCGCAAUUAGCUUGACGUGUGUGUGUGCGCCUUCAGACUAGUGUGUCAGCCUCUACAGGGCUGAGGCUGGGUUACUUAGUGGUGCUGUGCACUCAGGUAGCAGGGCACGCAGGGGGGUUGUCCAAUGCGAUUUCACAAUAAUGUCCUAUGGCCUCUGUUACACUGUAGUAGAACAUGACAAUAGAACACCUGCGUCGAGGCAAAUCUCUCAACAGAGAACUUGGUGUGUCGCCACCAACACUGUGGUUUUUCCUCUCCUAUCGCAUUAUAUUAUGUACCGUCCCAUAUCAACGUGUUGUAGCUUAUUUCAGUAGAUAUCAACCGACCAGAUUCCAAUUCUACCAGAUAUAGUGCUGAACAUAGUGGAAAUGCAAGCUAAAAUGUUGUUCACGUGUAAUAGAUAAUGAUGUUUCUUAAAUACAUCAUAUAGCUACAGUGUUAUUAAGACUGGUUUAAACCCAGUUCUUGUAUGAACGGUCCAUCCACCCGCUAAGCCUACAUUACGUUGCCUUUCUGAAACGUAUACUUUUCAGCUAGUUGUGUUUAACUGUCAUGCAACUGAAGAAACUAGGAUAUAAUGUAUGGUCCACCAGAUUUCCCUAAAGGCGUCAGGUUCAAUGAUAUCAUCCGUUAUUUACAUCAGUCAGUAGAACGGAACAGAGAGGAGCUGAAUGGAUGGAAUCUGAGGGAGCAGUCAUAGUAGAAGGAUUUGUUUGCUUCAUUCAAUCGGCCCUGGGAAAUGGCUUCUCCCUAUGAACACGUGUUAGAGAAGCCAGGUGUGUUCAGCAGGAUGCAAUGUUUUGGAACGUUCAGAUAGCAAUAUGUUAUGUUGAAGAAAUAUGCCUCUGACAUGUAGUAGAAUAAGGAAGCACAUUCAUGGCAUUUCUAUCUGCAACAUUAGAAAACAUUAGGGAACUGAACAUGGUCUGUAGGAGUUCCCUGUAGUGGGUGACAUGAAUACAUAUUAGGAACAUGGCGAUGUGGAGUGCACCAGUGGUGUGUAGAUCAUAAAGGGCUUUUGUUCUCUUGUGUUUAUACGCUGCUGCUCCUGCCGUUAAGGGGUUGGGCUCCCUGUUGAUUUAAAACUGGUUCAAACAAGGCAGCAGCAUUCAAAUGAUGGAAGCGUGACAUCAAGCUAGCAGAGUUAUGACGAGGAGAAUCCCCAACAUGGCAAACCAACAUGUACCCGGAUACACACAGGGUACCCGGAUACACACAGGGUACCGGCGCCGUCACUCUCUCCUCUCUCCCUAGCUCUGUCCCCCUCUCCUCCCUCCCUAGCUCUGUCCCUCUCUCCUCCCUCCCUAGCGCCGUCACUCUCUCCUCCCUCCCUAGCUCCGUCCCUCUCUCUUCCCUCCCUAGCUCCGUCCCUCUCUUCCCUCCCUUACUCCAUCCCUCUCCUCCCUCCGUAGCUCAGUCACUCUCUCCUCUGUCCCUAGCUCCGUCACUCUCUCCUCUGUCCCUAGCUCCGUCACUCUCUCCUCUGUCCCUAGCUCCGUCACUCUCUCCUCUGUCCCUAGCUCCGUCACUCUCUCCUCUGUCCCUAGCUCCGUCACUAUCUCCUGUCCCUAGCUCAGUCACUCUCUCCUCUGUCCCUAGCUCAGUCACUCUCUCCUCUGUCCCUAGCUCCGUCACUCUCUCCUCUGUCCCUAGCUCCGUCACUCUCUCCUCUGUCCCUAGCUCCGUCACUCUCUCCUCUGUCCCUAGCUCCGUCCCCCUCUCCUCUCUCCCGAGCUCCGUCCCCCUCUCCUCCCUCCUCGCUCCAUCCCUCUGUCUCUAGCUCCAUCCCUCUGUCUCUAGCUCCAUCCCUCUGUCUCUAGCUCCAUCCCUCUGUCUCUAGCUCCAUCCCUCUGUCUCUAGCUCCAUCCCUCUGUCUCUAGCUCUGUCACUCCAUCCUCACUCCAUCCCUGUCUCUAGCUCCAUCCCUCUGUCUCUAGCUCCAUCCCUCUGUCUCUAGCUCUGUCACUCCAUCCUCACUCCAUCCCUCUGUCUCUAGCUCCAUCCCUCUGUCUCUAGCUCUGUCACUCCAUCCUCACUCCAUCCCUCUGUCUCUAGCUCCAUCCCUCUGUCUCUAGCUCCAUCCCUCUGUCUCUAGCUCCAUCCCUCUGUCUCUAGCUCUGUCACUCCAUCCCUCUGUCUCUAGCUCCAUCCCUCUGUCUCUAGCUCCAUCCCUCUGUCUCUAGCUCUGUCACUCCAUCCUCACCCUAGCUCUGUCACUCCAUCCUCACUCCAUCCCUCUGUCUCUAGCUCCAUCCCUCUGUCUAGCUCCAUCCCUCUGUCUCUAGCUCCAUCCCUCUGUCUCUAGCUCCAUCCCUCUGUCUCUAGCUCCAUCCCUCUGUCUCUAGCUCCAUCCCUCUGUCUCUAGCUCCAUCCCUCUCUUCUCUGACACUGGAUUCAUUGUGCUCCUCAGAGGUAUUGCUCAACAAUAAGCCAAUGGCAGGCGGGCUAGGCUGGGCUGAACAGAGACCCACUGCACUGGCACAAUACUGUGUGUAUGUGUCUUGGUUAAAUGGACCGCAAAGCAAUGAAGAGGAGAUUUAUUGGCCACACACACACACACACACAGCACGACUUUAAAGUAAAGGAAAUCAUAAAAAAAUUGCUGAUGUAUUUUUCAUAAAUGACACAAGAUGAUCACCUGUAACAAACAAGUACAAAGGUUAUUUAAGAGAGUAGGUUGCUAGUUAUCAGAAUAGUCAUGGGAAUAUGGCUUGUAUUGUACAAGCACAACCAGAAGGUCAAUAACAACACAUUCUAACAGGACUUCCAACAACAAACCAUGAGAGCAGGUUAUGUCUGUCUGGUCACUCCCACUGUGUUAGUGGGGUUGGACAGUAUUGUUGUGUUCUGGGGUUUGGGGAGUGAGGGCUGUCCCUCUGACUGCUUUCAGGAAUGUUAAGUCAUGUGAAAUAGAGGAUGUUUUUUUAUGGGAACCUGGAGUGACUGUGCCUUGAUGAGUUUGAGUUGGAUUUUGACUCUGGGUGUGUAGAGACACAGCUAUGAUGGAAUGUCUCCAGCCUCCUCUUGUCUGGGGUUCUUUAUUCCAUCUUCAUUCAAAUGAUGAAAAUGUACUAUUAAGUUCAGGGGCCACUUUUGGCCCCCAUGGGAGUGCAAGGCUAGAGUGACUGCCUCCUUUCUCUUUCAUGCUGUGGUUCGAAAGAGGGAGGACAUUUGUUGUUUAGGGCAAGGAAGGAUUUUUGGAUCUUCAGAUGCUCUUUUAUAAACUGUUUUUCUGUA